Molecule: messenger RNA, 4073 nt
Organism: Leptinotarsa decemlineata (Colorado potato beetle)
Lineage: Eukaryota; Metazoa; Arthropoda; Insecta; Coleoptera; Chrysomelidae
Gene: Ube4B
Product: Ubiquitination factor E4B
Biological process (GO): protein polyubiquitination; ubiquitin-dependent protein catabolic process; ERAD pathway
Cellular component (GO): cytoplasm; nucleus; ubiquitin ligase complex
Molecular function (GO): ubiquitin-ubiquitin ligase activity
Source: RefSeq, a predicted model, not a curated record
UUGAGGUUAGACUGUGAUAGGAAAAAAGAAUUCGGAGGUGAUUUGCAAAUAUUCUAAUGUCAUUGUUCAAACUCAGCUGUUAUAGGGGUUACUGACAUUACUUUGACGUCUGUAAAUUGGUUUAGUGAUUAUUUGAUAGGUGUUUAUCUAAAUUAAUAAUAUAUUUGGGUGAAUCUUCAUUGCACUUACAAUAAACUAUGAGUGAAUUGAGCCAGGAAGAGAUCAGACGAAGACGUUUAGCUCGUCUUACAACCCGAGAAAAUGUUUCUCCUUCAAGUUCGGUAUCACCUCCUAUUACACCCAUGUCACAGUCACCAGUUAUGCCUCUCAGAACCCAGAGUCCACUGGUUUUUGAAUCUAACAGUUCUGCAACUGAGGACCCUAAGCUUGAAACCAAGAAUAUGAAAGAUGAUUAUGAAAACCCAACUAGAGAAACUUUCAAAAAACCUAGUAAACCUAUUGAUAUAAGUAUGCCUUCGAGCUCUAAGACAAGAUUUAGGGCUCCUCUGCAGCGUAGUGACUCCGAAACAAGUUCUACCCAUAUGGAGGUUGAUGAAGUGAGUGGUUAUGCAGAUAAAGUUGGUGCAAAUACAGACAUUGAUUCAGGCUUUGAAAAUAUGGAGGUGGAUGAAUCUGAUAUGCAGAAAAAGGACAUUCAGCAACAGCGAACUAAUUCCUCCUCAAAAGAACUAACUGAAGAACAGCUUAAAUUGUCGCUAACACGCGUUCUGCAUUCCACAUUUCAAAAACCAUCUGAAACGAGUUUGUACUUACCUGAAACUGCUGCUCAGCUCAAAGAAAACCCUGAAAUGUCAAUGCGUGACUUGAUUUGUACAGCUAUCAUGGAAAUAUUGCAUAUAAUUGUAAAUGGGGGUAAUCCUUUCAAAGACCUAAUGCAAAUAAGUACUGACGCAUGUGAGACAGCUAGUUUGAGUUCUAUUUCUGGCAGUCCACAGAAUCUGAGUCUUUCUCCUAGUCCGGCUACUGGAUCAUGCCCAAUUCCUCUGCUGACAAUGAGAAGUACUGAAGAAACUGAUAGGGAUCAGAUUAUGCCAGCACUGAAGUUUUUGAUGGAUUCUUAUAAUAGGGUUAGUGUUGAAGAAAGGAACCAUCCAAAAAGAUCCAGUAUACCUCCUUUAAGUGACUUGUUGACUGAAUUGAGGGCCCAGCUCAUACAUUAUACAGCUCUCAUAAUACAAGGUUAUAUAGUACCAAAUGUAUUCAGAAUGGAAUCUCCACUUCUGAAUCCCAUUCUCCAACAGUCGGUACCCAGAGGUUUUCUGACUGAAUUAGUAACUAGGACACACUCUGAAGAGCAACUUUUUUGUAACAUAUUCAGCCCAGUUUUACAAGAUCUCUUCAAAAUGAUGCAACAUUCCACCAUAGUUGGUGACGAACAUCGUAUUCCGCUUCAGACACUUUUUGAAUUGACAGAUAUACGAUGUGGUUCAAGACCUAUAUGUACUCUCAUUACAAGACAAACACAAUUCAAUAUUUAUCCAUAUACUCCAGCACCAGGUCGAGAGAUUAUGAGAUGUUCAUUCCUUGGACCAUUUUUAAGUGUUUCAGUGUUUGCUGAAGAUGAACCUAAAGUUGCUGAAAAAUUUUUCUCAGGUAACUCCUCGAGCGAUAAAAGCUUGAUUCAAGUAUUGCAAUCAGAACUUGAAAAUACCAGGAGUUUACAACACCGUAUUUUCCACUUUUUGAUGGCCAAUCAGCAAAGCAGAGAUAGUUGUUUAAAUUAUGUGGCAAAAGUUUUGAAUUUUAACGAAAAAAGGUCUCAAAUGAGAAUGGAAGAGAGAACAUUGGCUGGAGAUGGAUUCAUGUUGAACUUAGUGAGUGUUAUGCAACUUCUCUCAAUCAAGAUUAAACUCAACAAGAUGGACUUCAACUAUCCCUUCCAUCCUAAGGCUCUCAUCAAUAUCAACAACGACACCAGAUUGAAGUUUUCAUCUCAAGAGGUGGAUGAUUGGCUCCAACAAUUAGGUAAUGAUUUUUUUAGAUCCAAAGCUUGUGCAGAUGCUGGUCUUCUGGAUAAAAACUUGAUGAGAAGAUCUUUAGUAUUUUAUACUUCUGUAUCCGAAUUCCUUUUGAGUCUUAUGACUAAUACUCCUCCUGGAAGUACAGUACCUGAUUUACCACUGCCACCAUCUUCUCCAGCAUUUGCCGCUAUGCCAGAGUGGUAUGUUGAGGACAUAGCAGAAUUUUUAUUAUUUGCGUUGCAAUAUUUCCCAACUGUAAUUGCUGAUAACAUGGAAGACACUCUGAUAACCUGGCUCUUGGUCACAAUAUGUUCCUCUCACAUGAUCAAAAAUCCAUAUUUAGUUGCCAAAUUAGUUGAAGUAGUAUUUGUAAUUCUUCCUUCGAUCCAGCCGAGGUGCGAGGUUCUAUACAUGCGUUUGAUGAAUCACCACAUCUCGCAAACCUUUCUACCCAGCUCGCUGAUGAAAUUUUACACUGAUGUAGAAACUACAGGUUCCAGCUCGGAAUUUUAUGAUAAGUUUUCUAUUCGUUAUCAUAUUAGUUUAAUCCUCAAAAAAAUGUGGUCAUCUCCCGUCCAUCGCCAGGCUCUCAUCAACGAAUCUCGAAGCGGCCUACAGUUUGUGAAAUUUGUUAACAUGUUGAUGAAUGACACCACCUUCCUACUUGAUGAAUCUCUGGAAUCACUCAAACGCAUUCAUGAAGUGCAAGAACUGAUUAGUGAUGACGAGAAAUGGUCAAAGUUACCUUCAGAGCAACAACAAAGUCGAAUGAGGCAACUCAAUUCUGAUGAAAGACAAUGCCGUUCUUAUCUGACUUUAGCUCGGGAGACGGUAGAUAUGUUUCAUUAUCUGACAGUGGAUAUCAAGGAACCAUUCUUGAAACAAGAGCUGGUUGAAAGGUUGGCUUCAAUGCUGAAUUUCAACUUGCAGCAACUGUGCGGUAAAAAGUGCAAUGACUUGAAGGUUAGAAAUCCCGAUAAAUAUGGUUGGGAACCUAGGAGGUUACUCAGUCAACUUGUAGAUAUUUACUUACAUUUGGAUUGUGAUAAGUUUGCUGAAGCUCUUGCAGGAGAUGAGAGAUCUUUCAGAAAACAGCUCUUUGAGGAUGCAUCUGCUCGAUUAGAGCGAAUUUCAAUAAAAACACCAGUUCAGCUGGAACAGUUCAAAGCUUUAUUUUUGAAAGCUUUCCAAAUUGUGGAAAACAACCAGAAAUCUGAGGAUUGGUUGGCGGAUGCGCCUGACGAAUUUAAAGAUCCCCUAAUGGACACUUUAAUGACUGACCCUGUACUUCUGCCAAGUGGUCAAAUAAUGGAAAGAUCUGUGAUCAUGAGACAUUUAUUGAAUAGCAAUACAGAUCCGUUCAAUAGACAGGUUCUCACUGAGGAUAUGUUGAUUCCAGCGGAUGACCUGAAAGAAAGAAUACGAAUAUGGAAAACAGAAAAGACGCCGAAAUCAAACUAGAUUUAGUUUUUAUUAGAGUACUUUAUUUUCAAAGUUUAUUCAAAUCUUAUAUUAUGCAAUUGUGAUAAUUGUGGAAUAUGAUUCAUUUUUGUACUUUUUCUAUAUUGUAAUCAUGAGAUGAAAAAAAAAACGUUCACGGAUUUGUUCAAAUUUAGAAUAAAUUAAGGCUGAUGUAAAAUAUUCCCAGAUCUCAACAAAUCAAUGAUAAUCGCGUUUAUUAAUAAUUGCAUUUUUCUUUUUUAUUCAGAAACUGUCAGACUGGUAAAAAUAAUAUUCAUUGUAUAAUCAUUGUGAUUGUGCAAAAUAUUUUGCGUGCAAUUUAAUUUCUUCAUGAAAUGAAAAUAAGAGAAAUAUCAAAACUUCUAAACCAUAAAACUGUUUGUUGAUAGAAAUUAUAUAUUUGGUGACCAAAUUAGAUUGCAACUUUAGCAAAUGAUGUUCAUACAUACCUUUUUUUUUAAUUUUUAGUCCAUAAAUUAAGUGUAAUUGGAUUAGUUUUGUAAAUAGUUGACAUUUAGUAAAAAAAAAAGUGAGAUGUAUAUUAAGAACGUGAUUCUGAUUUCAAUAUUUUAAAAAAGAUUUAGUGAUGAUUUGGUUAUUUUAUUGAUUAAUAGAUUCCUUUGAAUUGUG